Nymphalis io (European peacock) is the source of this 1784-nucleotide messenger RNA. RefSeq names its product synaptotagmin-5-like. The record is from RefSeq and is a predicted model, not a curated record. Gene Ontology annotation, molecular function: calcium-dependent phospholipid binding; clathrin binding; syntaxin binding. Gene Ontology annotation, cellular component: membrane. Lineage: Eukaryota; Metazoa; Arthropoda; Insecta; Lepidoptera; Nymphalidae. Gene Ontology annotation, biological process: cellular response to calcium ion; regulation of calcium ion-dependent exocytosis; calcium-ion regulated exocytosis. The transcript has 8 exons. The coding region runs from base 157 to 1647 and encodes 496 amino acids.
UCGAGCAACGAAAACAGACCUAAAUCAAAACUCUUCUUAUAUUUUGCUGUGAUUUGUUUAUACAAGUGAUAACGCGAGUACCGUACAGAUAUUUUUAAAUUAUUUCUUUAAAUUAAUUAAAAGUAUUGUGAAGUAAUGAAAAAAGAAUAGUUAAAAAUGAGUGGAUUAGGCCCUCCUGGAGUGUGGGCUGCUCAAAAGAGGCUCGAGUCCUGGGCAAGAGCGGCUAGAGAGAGAACUUCGAGCGCAAGUAGUGGCCAGAGUCAUAACUCAACGGACAGCUUCGGCGAAGAUAAAUCUCAUGGCAGUCCAAGCGAGAUGUUGAUACCCAAGGAACAUUGUCGGGUGCAACCGCUGAGUGAAAGUCGAACGGCGUCUUCGUUGCCUCAUGCCAGGCUUGCCCGGACUCCUUCGAUAUCAUCUCAAAGCAGCCUCGACAGCGGGACUUCUAGAGCCACUAGUCACCGCGGCUCAUCUCCAGCAAUACGCACAUUUGCACCCGACGGACGGACACUAGAAGCAGGAGUUGCUGGCGUGCCGCGGUCUCCAUCGCCGCUACGAGCGGCCUCUCUGGAUGUCAGAGCGGCACCUCUCGCCCAUGGCUCGCUCGCUUCGUUAGCUGAUUCUCCCGCACCACCUAGCCCACGACAUAUACCACCGAGAUGCCUGUCUCCUCUUUUGGUGCCGCCAAGACGGAUAGACCGAAGCAACUCCUUAGUGGAAAGCAGCAGUGGGGUACCUCUGAGUCCUGGUUCUGGUGCCGCCAUCAGCGCCCUUGGAGCACUCCAGCCGGACCUCUACACCAAACGGGAAGCCCCUCUCGUUAUUGAGCUAGAGGGUGCAGGACCUUCGUUAGGAAGAAUCCACUUACGUUUGAAAUAUGAUUUCGAUCGAUCUGAUCUCGAAGUCCAUUUGAUUGAAGCACAUGACCUCGCCGGUUACGAAGCGGGUGGUUUCAACGAUCCUUACGUGAGAGUGAGUUUGUUGCCUGAAGUAGACACUCGUGUGCGUCAAACACCAGUUCAUAGAAACCAAGCGAAUCCAUUCUUCGACCAGCAUUUCAAGUUCCCCGUAUCCCAUGACGAACUCACCGAUAAGACACUCUUGCUGCAGGUGUUUGAUUAUGACAGGUUUUCGCGCAACGAAGUAAUGGGAUCAGCGAAGGUGCCACUCUCACGUGUAGAGGUGGCAGGGGGUGCGGAAAUAUGGGCAGAGCUAUCACGAGAGAGACGACCGCCAGAAGAACUUCAGGAACUGUUACUAUCUCUGUCAUACCUACCUUCAGCUGAGCGUCUCACAGUGGUCGUGCUGAAAGCUAGAAAUCUUCUUCCACCGCAGGAAGGAAAAGAUGCUUUAGAUGUGUACGUUAAAGUAUAUCUUCUCGUGAACGGAAAGCGGGUAAAGAAGAAGAAGACCAACAGAAAAGAGCUCAACAAUCCCGUUUGGAACGAGGCGCUUUCGUUCAGUCUGCCUUCAGCUAAUUUACACGAAGCUUCCAUUGAGGUGUGUGUGGUGACGGGCGGCGGCAGCGGGCUGGUGGUGGGGUGGUGCUGCGUGGGCGCGGCCGAGCCGGCGGCGGAGGGGCGCCACUGGGCGCAGAUGGCGCAGGAGACGCGCAAGGCCGUCGCCAUGUGGCACACCCUCAGAUAGACUGCGCCCGAUAUGAUCAUUUUACACUUAUACCUCAUUUCCCCUAUUAUGUGUGUGCUGGUGUCUAUAUAAAAUACUUCUCUGUCUAAGCCGAGGAAAAGGAAACACACUUUUUGAGUAAACGAUUUUGUUUUAAA